Anguilla rostrata (American eel) is the source of this 3468-nucleotide messenger RNA. Its product is annotated as cullin-5. Gene Ontology annotation, cellular component: SCF ubiquitin ligase complex; Cul5-RING ubiquitin ligase complex. Gene Ontology annotation, molecular function: protein-macromolecule adaptor activity; ubiquitin protein ligase binding. Gene Ontology annotation, biological process: SCF-dependent proteasomal ubiquitin-dependent protein catabolic process; protein ubiquitination. Lineage: Eukaryota; Metazoa; Chordata; Actinopteri; Anguilliformes; Anguillidae. Bases 460 to 2784 code for a protein of 774 amino acids. The transcript has 19 exons. The record is from RefSeq and is a predicted model, not a curated record.
ACUUCAUUUAUAAAUCGGCAGUAUUUCGUGUAUUAUUUUUGUGUGGCAUUUUUUGGUGGUCAGUUUACUCUAGCGUAACUCUCACGAAGGCAAAAUAUUUAUGGUUAAGAUGUGAUGUCAUACUUCGGACAAGAAAGGCAGACAAACUGAAUCUGUUUGUUGCUGUAGUACAAAAUUACCAGUUUGUAUUGGACAUCACACAACUUAGCUAGCAAGCUAGGUAGCAAACAUGAGCUAUUAAUAAUAGCUAGUUAGGUAUUAUUGCGCAUGGCUAACGCAAAUUACAUUCCAAGUUCAUUUUUAUCUAGCUUAUGAUGUGUGGUAGCUAUGUCCCAUUAAAGGGGCUGAUCUCCUGUUAGUUAGCUUUCAGCUAACUAGCUGGUUGGCCAGAUAACUGCAUGUUGUUCCCCCACAGAGACUAACAAAGGCUCCCUCCAGUUUGAGGACAAGUGGGAUUUGAUGCGCCCUAUUGUUCUGAAGCUGCUUCGCCAGGAGUCCGUUACCAAACAGCAGUGGUUUGAUCUGUUCUCAGAUGUUCAUGCGGUUUGUCUUUGGGACGAUAAAGGUCCUGCAAAGAUCCAUCAGGCUCUCAAAGAAGAUAUUCUAGAUUUUAUCAAGCAAGCACAGGCGAGGGUGCUAAGCCACCAGGAUGACACGGCCCUGCUCAAGGCCUACAUCGUUGAGUGGAGGAAGUUCUUCACCCAGUGUGACAUCCUCCCCAAGCCCUUCUGCCAGCUGGAGAUCACCCUAAUGGGAAAGCAAGGCAGCAACAAGAAGUCCAACGUGGAGGACAGCAUUGUGAGGAAGCUCAUGCUGGACACGUGGAAUGAGUCGAUCUUCUCCAACAUCAAGAACCGUCUGCAGGACAGUGCGAUGAAGCUGGUUCAUGCAGAGCGUCUCGGGGAAGCUUUCGACUCGCAGCUGGUCAUCGGGGUGCGGGAAUCGUAUGUCAAUCUGUGCUCCAAUCCUGAGGACAAGCUGCAGAUAUACAGAGAUAAUUUUGAGAAGGCGUAUCUGGACUCCACCGAGAGGUUUUACAGAACGCAAGCACCUUCAUAUCUGCAGCAGAAUGGAGUUCAGAACUAUAUGAAAUAUGCAGAUGCUAAGUUAAGGGAAGAGGAGAAACGUGCACUACGUUAUUUAGAGACAAGACGUGAAUGUAACUCUGUACAAGCACUUAUGGAAUGUUGUGUGAAUGCUCUGGUGACGUCGUUCAAAGAGACGAUCCUGGCGGAAUGCCCGGGCAUGAUCAAGCGAAACGAGACUGAGAGUGAGUACAGCAGGAGCGGUAGUGCUGCUGACUCAGUAAGCUCAGAGUUGCACCUUAUGUUCUCUCUCAUGGACAAGGUUCCCAGUGGCAUCGAGCCCAUGCUAAAGGACCUGGAGGACCACAUCAUGAACGCAGGUCUGGCCGACAUGGUGGCAGCAGCCGAAACCAUCACCACUGACUCAGAAAAGUAUGUAGAGCAGCUCCUCACACUGUUCAACCGGUUUAGUAAACUGGUGAAAGAGGCCUUUCAGGAUGACCCACGGUUCCUGACAGCCAGAGACAAAGCUUACAAAGCUGUUGUGAAUGACGCCACAAUAUUCAAACUGGAGCUCCCACUGAAACAAAAGGGCGUGGGACUGAAAACUCAGCCCGAGUCCAAGUGUCCAGAACUGCUGGCUAACUAUUGCGACAUGCUGCUGAGAAAGACGCCAUUGAGCAAGAAACUCACCUCAGAGGAGAUCGAGGCAAAGCUGAAAGAAGUGCUGUUGGUGCUGAAGUACGUGCAGAAUAAAGACGUGUUCAUGCGAUAUCACAAAGCGCAUCUGACCCGUCGCUUGAUCCUGGACAUCUCCGCAGACAGCGAGAUCGAAGAGAACAUGGUGGAGUGGCUCAGGGAAGUAGGCAUGCCUGCAGACUAUGUGAACAAACUGGCCAGGAUGUUCCAGGAUAUCAAAGUGUCUGAGGACCUCAAUCAGGCCUUCAAGGAGAUGCAUAAACACAACAAACUGGCUUUACCAGCCGAUUCCGUCAACAUCAAGAUCCUGAACGCCGGUGCCUGGUCCCGUAGCUCAGAAAAGGUGUUUGUGUCCCUGCCCACUGAGCUGGAGGACCUCAUCCCUGAAGUGGAGGAGUUCUACAAGAAAAACCACAGUGGAAGGAAGCUGCACUGGCACCACCUCAUGUCCAAUGGCAUUAUUACAUUCAAGAACGAAGUGGGGCAAUAUGACCUAGAGGUUACAACCUUCCAGCUAGCCGUCCUAUUCGCUUGGAACCAAAGACCCAGAGAAAAGAUUAGUUUUGAAAAUUUAAAGUUAGCCACAGAGCUUCCAGAUGCUGAACUGAGAAGGACACUCUGGUCUCUCGUAGCCUUCCCCAAGCUCAAGCGGCAAGUGCUUUCAUAUGAACCUCAAGUCAGCUCUCCCAAAGACUUUGCCGAAGGCACGCUGUUCUUUGUCAAUCAGGAGUUUUCUUUGAUAAAAAACUCGAAGGUGCAGAAGAGGGGGAAGAUUAACUUGAUUGGCCGGCUACAGUUAACCACAGAGCGAAUGAGAGAGGAGGAGAACGAGGGCAUCGUUCAGCUGAGGAUAUUAAGAACACAGGAGGCCAUUAUCCAGAUCAUGAAAAUGCGGAAGAAGAUCACUAAUGCCCAGCUUCAGACCGAGCUGGUGGAGAUCCUGAAGAACAUGUUUUUACCACAAAAGAAAAUGAUCAAAGAACAGAUUGAAUGGCUGAUCGAGCACAAGUACAUCAAGAGGGACGAAACAGACAUUAACACCUUCAUCUACAUGGCGUAGCACAGAAUCGCGGCAGACCGGAGCCAUUGGGAAGACUGUGAUGAUAUUGGUGAGGAUGAUGAUGAUGAUUAUGCCUGGUGGACAGUGUUGACUGCGUUGGCUGGAGGCACCACGACAGCAAAACAGGCUUGUGUCAGCAACGAACUUGGACCUAUGACUGACGAUUCAGUAACGGAAAUAUUAAAAUCCCUGCCUUACCAUACAAAACGAUAAAAUAAAGAAAAGAAAAAAAACUAAUAAAAAUUCAAAAAAGAAAACAAAGGACUACAUUUUGCCAGUUUGUAGGCAGUCUGCAUGGUGGCGUUGGCCUUGGUGUUUCUGUGUCUCUGAGCAGCAUGCUGUUCUCUGGAGCUCACCCCCGCGUCCUUUCAGAGAACAUUAUGUGUGUAAAGUGUGUCCAGGCACCGUCCCUUCACCUCCCCUCACCAGCUGGAGCACAGAGACUUGCCCUCGAUAGACAGGCCACACCCCUCCCGCUGAGACCCGAGAGAGAGAGAGUGGGGGAGGGCGGUGCACGACCUUCUGUUUGAACGUAAAGAAUUGUGACUGUACAAUGAGACCAUUUGCACUCUAUGCCUUUUAAUCUGUCUGCAUACGGAAAUAUCCUACUCUUGUGCACUUCACAUGAACUCACUUUGGUUAUAAUGGAAAUGGUAUUAAAUCAACAGUCUUUGGCAUAAUCCA